This is a messenger RNA of Lathyrus sativus (Indian pea), 585 nucleotides long. Lineage: Eukaryota; Viridiplantae; Streptophyta; Magnoliopsida; Fabales; Fabaceae. The record is from the annotation of a GenBank genome assembly.
AUGAAUAUUUUUUAUACAUUUCCACCUGUAUCUCCUGCAUGUUGGUCCCCUGAUUUGGGAAUCACUUUGGAAGAGGCGACCAAAAUAUUUAAAGCAUAUCGGAGGGAGGUAAGAGUCCUUAUGAAUGAAUGUAAGGAAGCUAACUUUUAUCCAGAUAAACUUAUUUGGUGGGAGUUUAGGUUGGAAGAAGAAUGUGUGAAAGAAGAAGAGCAAAGCAUAACGUCAGAUGAAGAAGAAGAUGCAUUAGAAGAAUCUGAGGUAAACAAGAAAUAUGGGGAAGAAGAAAGCAGGCAACUUGAAGAUGAUCUAGUGUUGGAUGAAAAUACAGAUGUAAAAAGUUGUAUAGAUGUAGAUAUUCGACAAGAAAAUCUUCAAAACAAUAGUAUCCCUAAGAAUUAUUUCAACAAGGCGGAUGAAAGACAAGAAAUUGACAAAGUAUUGGAUUUCAUUUAUGCCUUGUUCACAAAAAUACCACUGAAGAUGACGUGGAAGCAACAUCAUCAAUACCUCAAGUUCAUGGGAUUGCUACCAAACAAAAUAAAGAAAAAAGAUGAUGUGUUCUUUGUUUCAUAUAUGCCAUCUUAA